UUCAGCCUGGAGGCAGCAGAGGACACACAAAGCGUCUAACUUUCCGGAAACUGAGACACGAGGCGAGGAAAACAUUUUCCACCGGCUCUUUCUCUUUGUCCAUCCUCCACCUCCCUGCUCAAGCAACGUCCACAGCAACACCAUGGCGACUGUUGUCGAUACAAAACUAUACGACAUUCUCGGAGUGUCUCCAUCCGCAACUGAAAAUGAGUUGAAAAAGGCAUACCGGAAACUGGCAAAAGAAUACCACCCUGACAAGAACCCAAAUGCUGGUGACAAGUUCAAAGAAAUCAGUUUUGCCUAUGAAGUGCUGACCAACCCUGAAAAGAAGGAACUUUAUGACCGCUAUGGAGAACAAGGCUUGCGGGAAGGAGGUGGGGGUGGCCCAGGGAUGGACGAUAUCUUCUCCCACAUCUUUGGCGGUGGACUCUUUGGAUUCAUGGGUGGCCAGGGGAGUCGCUCCAGGAAUGGAGGUCGGAGGAGAGGAGAGGACAUGGUCCAUCCACUCAAGGUGUCACUGGAUGACCUUUACAAUGGAAAAACAACUAAACUACAACUUAGCAAGAAUGUACUGUGUAGCACUUGUAAUGGGCAGGGGGGCAAGACGGGCGCUGUACAAAAAUGUACAACAUGUAGGGGGCGUGGAAUGCGCAUCAUGAUCAGACAGCUGGCCCCAGGCAUGGUCCAACAGAUGCAGUCUGUGUGCACUGAUUGUAAUGGAGAAGGUGAAGUUAUCAGUGAGAAAGACCGCUGUAAAAAAUGUGAGGGCAAGAAAGUCGUGAAGGAGGUGAAGAUUCUGGAGGUACACGUGGACAAAGGCAUGAAGCACGGCCAGAAAAUUACCUUUGGAGGGGAGGCUGACCAGGCACCUGGCAUCGAGCCUGGGGAUAUAGUCCUUGUCCUGCAGGAGAAAGAUAAUGAGACAUUCAGGCGAGAUGGCAAUGACCUGUUCAUGAACCACAAGAUUGGGUUGGUGGAGGCGCUGUGCGGCUUCCAAUUUAUGCUGAAACACUUAGACGGGAGACAGAUCGUUGUGAAGUACCCUGCUGGCAAAGUCAUUGAACCAGGCUCAGUCCGUGUGGUGCGAGGAGAGGGCAUGCCGCAGUACCGAAACCCUUUCGAGAAGGGAGAUCUGUAUGUAAAGUUUGAUGUCCAGUUCCCCGACAACAACUGGAUCAGCCCUGAGAAACUUGUGGAGCUGGAGGACAUGCUGCCCUCGCGGUCAGAGCCGCCCAUCAUCACCGGAGACACGGAGGAGGUUGACCUGCAGGAUUAUGACGUCAGCCAGAGCUCGACAUCGGGUAGCCGCAGAGAGGCCUACAACGACAGCUCCGACGAAGAGGGGGGCCACCAUGGGCCAGGGGUACAGUGUGCACACCAGUAGUCUCAUACUCACAUACACCCACUUUCUACUUGGGGAGAAAAUGUAUGAGUUGCAGAGUAAACAAGGAGGUAGGUCAGACUGUAAAGGGUCGGUAGUUCCUCAGACACAGAUCAAAUAGACAUAUUGAAUCAUGGCACCUGGAAUUGUUGAUUUAAUGUUAUUGACUUGUGUGCUGGGAUUAUUUUCAUCUUUGUCUGAGGAACUCGCACUGGGGCAGCCAAAGACUUAUUACACUGCACCUGAAACGGAUUUAGACACUUUAAACGGCAACUUCAGGUAGAAGUCAUUAAGUAUCUAAGAUGUAUCAAAACAAAUGGUUGCCCCAGUGAAUGCCAUGCAGGACUAUGAUCUGGUGUUCAAGGUGAACCCCUCACCCCUCUACUCCUUUUUAUCCCCUAUUAAAGUCCAUUCCCCUCCGUUUGUGGGAACUCCAGAUCAGUCGAAGAAAGGAAUGUUUCUUGUUUGCCGAGUGUGUGACUUGCAUUUUGUUUUCAUAGUAUUUACGAUGAUUAAUUUAAAAACUAACCAAUGUGCAUACACAGACAAAGCAGCUGAGCAAUGUGACGUGCAUAUCCUUGGACUCAUGUAUUCAUGGAUUCAUUCACUCAGCGCCAUUCGUAGGAUUUGUUUCUGAUUUUUACAGCUUUAUUUUCUUUCUAGGUUUUUACUUAUUUCAUUUCUUAUUUUAAUUCAAACUGAAAAUUGGUUAUUGUGUAUGUCAUUGAACUGGUUGUUGGUAAGCUUCAUCAGCGGCUGUAUUCAAAGCUGUGUGAUUUUAAAAAAAAAAAAAAAAAAAGAAGUGAAAUGACAAAAACGUUUCUCCUGUAUCUGUGCUGAGGCCAUGUGCAUGUAAAAAGCUUUGGUUCCUGCACUUAUAAAACAUCAAAUAAAGCAGCACACUUCUUAAGAAAAUGUCUAUGAAGUUGUUGAAUAAAUUGUUGAAAUAUCA
Messenger RNA from Siniperca chuatsi (mandarin fish), 2333 nucleotides. It is a transcript of the gene dnaja2a, whose product is annotated as DnaJ heat shock protein family (Hsp40) member A2a. Gene Ontology annotation, biological process: response to heat; protein refolding. The record is from RefSeq and is a predicted model, not a curated record. NCBI's taxonomy places the organism in Eukaryota, Metazoa, Chordata, Actinopteri, Centrarchiformes, Sinipercidae. The transcript has 9 exons. Gene Ontology annotation, molecular function: ATP binding; Hsp70 protein binding. Gene Ontology annotation, cellular component: cytosol; cytoplasm. The coding region runs from base 143 to 1384 and encodes 413 amino acids.